AUGCUGAAGCCAAUUGGAAUCAAAGAUAAAAUUCAGCGGAAUCUGCUGAAGGACUCCAAAUACGAUGAUGAAAAAACACCUGUUAAUCCCCAUGAAGGAGAUAAAGCUAGCAUCCUCCAGGAAACCAGAGUAUUCUCUAGCUAUCCAUUGAAUACACAAAAAUGCAUGCAGAUAUUGACAAAAAUUUUAUACCUCAUAAAUAAAGGGGAAGAAAAGCUAACAUCACAAGAAUGCACAGACAUAUUUUUUAACAUCACCAAGUUAUUUCAAUCGAAUAAUGAAAGGCUACGGAGGAUGGUUUAUUUACUCAUUAAAAGUUUGCCGGUAAAUGAGACAGAAGUUUUUAUUGUAACAAGUUCCUUGACGAAGGAUAUGAAUUCAGCUAAUGAUUGCUAUAGGGCAAAUGCGAUACGGGUAUUAAGUAAAAUUAUUGAUAAUUCCAUGGCUACUCAAAUUGAGCGAUACUUAAAAACAGCUAUUGUAGAUAAGAACCCCUUCGUUUCUUGUUCUUCCCUUCUCUGUGGAUUGAAUCUAUAUUUAAACGCAUCGUGCGAUAUAGUAAAGAAAUGGAUUCAUGAAGUUAGCGAAUGUAUAAAUAGCAAAAAUCCCAUGAUUCAGUUUCAUGCCUUAACGUUGUUAUGCUCUAUUAAGUAUCAAGAUAAACUGGCUCUGGAAAAAAUAAUUUCGUCCUACAAUAAAAGCUCAAGUAAUUUGUCCGGUUCUCUUGCCAAUUGCCUUUUAAUUAAGUACGCUUCCUCUUUGAUUUAUUGCACUGAGGUGGAUAGCGAAAUUGGCAAUACGAAGCACCUCCCCCCAGGGGCUACUUCCCCCCAAGGUUCUACCCAGGUUGGAAACGCGAUGAACGGUUUCCCUUCCACACAGGCAAGUCGAUCCACAGGACGAACGCACGAUAUGUACAACAUACAGGAUUAUGCAACGAAUAAAGGAAAUUUUAUCCACCCCACGACAAAAGUAUGCUUUGAUUAUCUGAAGAACUGCCUUAAAAGUAAAGAUCCCAUUAUCCUUUUUGAAUGUAUUAAGUGCAUAUUUGAGCUAGCCAUUUACGAUCAAGGGGGGAGAAAUUCCACCACCGUAUUUAACGUAGAUAUACUGAACGAGUGUAUGAAGGUAUGUCAAGCUUUUUUAUUAUCAUCCAAAGUAGUGGAAAAAUUUAGCAUAAUCAGACAGAUAAAUAAGUUAUCCCACCAUAGACCCCACGUGGCAUCGAAAAUUAAUCAAGACAUAGAAAAUCUCCUGACCGAUAGCAACAAAAGUAUCUGUGUCUUGGCAUUCACAACGUUGUUGAAAACAGGAAAUGAAGCCAACAUAGAUCGAUUACUUAGUCAAAUUACUAAUUAUAUGACUGGAGAUAAUACCUUUUUUAAAAUUCAAAUUAUAGAGGAAUUAAAGAACCUAUGCUUUAUCUAUCCCUCCAAGUGUAACACUAUUCUGAGUUUCCUCUCCAACAAUCUCAGAGAUGAAGAAUCUUAUCAGUUCAAAUCCAAAACUAUAGAUGCCAUUAUUUUAAUUAUUAGUCGAAUUCCCAAUUCGGAGGAAACAGCCAUUUUGCAACUUUGUGAAUUUAUUGAAGAUUGUGAAUAUAACUCUCUUCUCCUCAGGGUUAUUAGAUUCCUAUUAGUUCACAUCCCUAAAACGUCGACCCCGUCUAAGUAUAUAAGAUACAUAUACAACAGACUCAUUUUGGAGAAUUCAACAAUACGGGUUGAUGGAUUAUAUGCUCUCUUUCACAUUGCCCUAAAAUGUGGAUCCAACUCCAAGGAUAUUUUGUUCCUUCUAAAUUGCCUCUUGGCUGAUAACGAUGAUGAAGUGAGGGAUCGCUCCAACUUUUUGUAUUACAUUUUGAAGGAGAAAAUAAACAAAGGGGAGAACCUUCAGGGGGAGGAAAGUGAUUCCCCGGAGCAUUUGCCCCUAAUUGAUGAACUCCUAACAAAUGAACCACCUACCCACUUGGACAAUCUACUUUAUUUAAUCGAAAAGCAUGUAGAAGAAAAUGUAACAGAAGAAUUUGAUUACCACAAUGUCAAGGAGGAAAUACAAAAAAUGGGAGACAACACAUUCAAGGAGUUAGUAACUCCUUCUUCCUCUCCCAACUUGAAAAGGAAAAGUUCCAACGCAGAUGUGUAUGGUGGAUCCCUAAAUGGGACAAAAUUACCAGAACAGAACACAGAAUUCGUUCUAUCAGAAGAUGUAUCUAACCUUUUAGAGAAGUACCAAUUGGGUGCACUCAAAAUGGUAGGAAAAUCUAUACCACUAACGGAAAGUGAAGCUGAGUACACUGUCCUUGUGAAGAAGUACAUUUACGAUAAGCACAUCUUACUAGAAUUUAUCAUACAAAAUACAUUGAGUGAGCAAGUUCUGGCAGACGUAAAUAUGCAAAUAAAUUCGUUUGAUAAAAAAUGGACCGUUUUGGAAAAAACAGCCAUUCCUAAUUUAUAUUUUAACGCACCACAAAAUUUGUAUAUCCUCCUGGGAAGGAAUAUCCCCCUACAGGAAGAACCCAUAAAUGAAAAUUACCAGGUCAACCAACAUUUUCAACUUUCUUUACACUUCCUCACCAAAGAAAACGAAAUGGACAAUGGAUUCCCCGACACCUACUCCAUUAAUCCCUUGAGUAUACAAAUUACUGACUUUAUCUGCCCACGAAUUUUGCGAAAUGGAGAGUUCAAACAUAUCUGGGACAACAUGGAAAAUUUAAACUCAGAAGCUGUCAGCAAAUUUAGUCUCAAUUUCGAAAAUAUUCAGCUAGCUGUUGUUGGUUUAUUAAAUACUUUAAAUAUGAUGGCAUGUGACCAGACAGAUAGUGUGGAGGCCAACACCACUAACCAUAACAUGCUUCUCUCUGCUCGAUAUAUGAACGAGUCUCAUGUUCUGUGCAAGGCAUCUCUCAUUCUUUCGAAGCAGUAUGGAUGCUUGUUGAAAAUCGUGUGUCGCUCUUGCGAGAGGCAACUGUCGGAGAUGCUCCUCAAGUCACUUGAAUAG
This is a messenger RNA of Plasmodium knowlesi strain H, 3000 nucleotides long. RefSeq names its product coatomer subunit gamma, putative. Gene Ontology annotation, biological process: endoplasmic reticulum to Golgi vesicle-mediated transport; intracellular protein transport; protein secretion. NCBI's taxonomy places the organism in Eukaryota, Apicomplexa, Aconoidasida, Haemosporida, Plasmodiidae. Gene Ontology annotation, cellular component: Golgi membrane; endoplasmic reticulum; COPI vesicle coat. The coding region runs from base 1 to 3000 and encodes 999 amino acids. The transcript has a single exon. The record is from RefSeq and is a predicted model, not a curated record. Gene Ontology annotation, molecular function: structural molecule activity.